AUGUGGGCUUUGAUCUCCUCGCGGCUGGAUGGCCCCAGCCCCGUGAGGAUUGAGAACGUGCAGUUUGGGCUCGUGCAAGACACCCGCGUAUGCACGAACAUGACUGACCUAAAGGUGGCGGGCAUCUCCCUCCUGCAAGGCACGCUGGAGGAGUGUGCUCAGGCAGUUGCCGGCCCGGCCCGUUCCCGCGGACUUUGUGGGCAAAGUGGCUACUUCCAGUUCCGAAACCAUGUCGGCGGAGGUUGCCAGUGUGCCCGUGACGACUGCAGCUCGAUGUCGGCGGAGGUUGAGUGGGCCGUGUACCUCGUCUUGCAGGACGCCGUUCCGGUCGGCUUCCGGAAGAUGCAGGUUGGCAAGCACUGCACCAACUACCAGAACCUCCGAGUCGCCGGACUCUGGGAGCGAGGGACUCUGAAGGCAUGUACAAUGCUGGUGGCCAAUAGAGGACGGGCCUUUGGCUGCGAGGGUUCGUACUUCCAGUACCGCGCAGACAACGGCGACUGCGGUUGUGCCACGGACACCUGUGAUUUGCAGACUGAGAACACCUUGUGGACCAUCUACCACGUGGAUAGCGGGGUGAUCACACCGCCCCUGGUGCCUUUGCCGCUUCCCGCGUACGCGCGGGUUGCAGAUGGCAAGCACUGCUCCAACUAUGUGAAUCUCAGGGUGGCGGGACUCUGGCAUAAAACAGGGGGCCUGGACGGCUGUCGCCGUCUGGCCAUGGGAGAGGGCACCACUGCUGGGCAUUGCUCGGGGCCGUACUUUCAGUUUGCAGCGGGCAACCAGGACUGCGGCUGCGCCACUGACGGCUGCGUGGAGCGGACGACCCAGGCCAACUGGGCCAUCUACUCCUCCACGGCUCCACACGUCUGGGAUCUGGAACGCCAUUGCAGCAACUACGUGAACUUGCGGUCUGCGGGCCUCUGGACGGCUCCGGGGUCCCUGACCAACUGCUGGAGCUUAGCGGCGGCGCGCCGCGGCCAGGAGUGCGUGGGGACCUACUUCCAGUACGCCAGUUCGACCGGCGACUGUGGCUGCGCCACAGACGCCUGCGAGUCCAGGUUGUACUCACCCGACUGGAACAUCUACCUCCUCUCGGAGGACGCGCCGCCGCAGGCGAGCACCAGCUUGGCUGUGAAGGGCUGGAGGCCUGUCCUCUUGUUAGCCCUCGGCCUACACCACCUGAAUCCCUAG
Molecule: messenger RNA, 1194 nt
Organism: Symbiodinium natans
Lineage: Eukaryota; Dinophyceae; Suessiales; Symbiodiniaceae
Source: the annotation of a GenBank genome assembly